GAAAAAAACUUUCCUUCUCUCCUCGAUAACGCGAUCUGAUAUCGAGAGCUUUGGUCCAACGUCUCCUCUGCCGCCCUCUCAGUUUCUCGCGAGCAACCAAUAAAGCUUGGCCGAGGAGGGAGAGAGACGUCAGUCAGAUGCUAUUCUGGUCACCUUCUACCAUCGUUGGUGACGUCCUCCUUCUAGAUAGAGGUUCAUAAACUGAACCAAUGUCCAAAUCGCUCGAACCAAAUUAAACCCCUACGACUGAAACUAACGAAGAUGUCGGUCUUAUCCUGCGGCUCUCCUGCUUUUCGGGCGCACCCGGCGAAAGCUUCUAUGCCUACUGUUAAAGUUCGUUCAAGCUCUCAACUUUCUUUCGACCACAAUGACAACCCAUUUGUUCCAGAGGUUGCAAAAGCCCUAGAUUCCUUGUAUUCAGAAUUCAGAUCUGUGGAUUAUUUGGUGGCAUGCAAUACCUCCCGUGUUAUUAAAGCUUUCCAGAAUGUUCGAGUUGGAUCUCAUCACUUUAGUGGAUCUACUGGCUAUGGCCAUGAUGAAGCUGGGGGACGUGAAGCACUUGACCAGGCUUUUGCAGAAAUUGUUGGAGCCGAAGCUGCAAUAGUUCGCUCACAGUUUUUCUCAGGAACCCAUGCUAUCACUUGUGCUUUGUUUGCUUUCUUGAGGCCAGGGGAUGAGCUCUUGGCAGUUGCUGGUGCUCCUUAUGACACCUUAGAGGAAGUUAUUGGAAAGAGGGACUGUCAUGGACUAGGUUCCCUGAAAGAUUUUGGAGUGGAGUACCGAGAAGUUCCACUUACUGCAGAUGGUGGACUUGACUGGGAUGCUCUUAAGAGUGCUUUGAAACCUCAUACAAAAUGUGCACUCAUACAGAGGUCAUGUGGUUAUUCUUGGCGUCGAAGUUUAAGUGUGAAUGAGAUAGGGAAGGCUAUAAAGAUGAUCAAGAUGCAGAAUCCUGACUGCUUUGUCAUGGUGGAUAAUUGCUAUGGUGAAUUUGUUGAAAAAAUUGAACCUCUGAUGGUGGGUGCAGAUCUGAUUGCAGGAAGUUUGAUUAAAAAUCCUGGUGGAACCAUUGCACCAUGUGGGGGAUAUGUUGCUGGGAGGAAAAAAUGGGUGGAAGCAGCAGCAGCUCGUCUCUCUGCACCAGGGCUUGGGAUAGAUUGUGGGUCAACUCCUGGUGAUAUUAUGCGAACUUAUUUCCAAGGGCUGUUCCUCGCACCUCAAAUGGUUGGUGAGGCAAUCAAGGGAACAUUUCUGAUAGCUGAAGUCAUGGCCUCUAAAGGUUAUAAGGUACAGCCGCUACCUCGUGUAACCCGUCAUGAUGUUGUACAGGCAGUACAGCUUGGAAGCCGUGAACGUCUAAUUGCUUUCUGUGAGGCCGUGCAGAGAAGCUCACCAGUAGGCUCAUUCACUAAACCAGUUGCUGGUUCAACUCCUGGAUAUGCCUCAGAGGUAAUCUUUGCUGAUGGAACUUUCAUUGAUGGAAGUACAAGUGAAUUGUCAUGUGAUGGGCCGCUAAGGGAGCCAUUUGCCGUGUUCUGCCAGGGUGGCACUCAUUGGACUCAGUGGGGCCUAGUUCUAGGAGAGGUUUUGAAAUGCAUUUGAACAAGUGAUCAAAUUCUACAGAUAUCUUUGUUUGGGUUUCUUAAUCGCUACAUAGUGGUGGCAGGAAAUGAUGAGUUCUGGGUCCUCCAUAGAAAGGCAUAUGCCAACAUUUUUCAUUGAGAAAGUCUUACAGAAGUAAACAAAUACUGUGACAUGGAUUCAAAUGACAAACUUCAGAGUAGACUUGUCCCAUCGAAUUUUGACCUUUUGAUGAAAAUCCAGAAGUUGCAGUCGACCAACUUGUAAAUUAGUCCUGAUUUUGUCCAAUUUGAUAAUUCACCAUUAAUUUCUUUUAUUUAAUGUAGGUUUUGUUUAUGAAUUAUGAUGAUUACAAGGUGAGAUCAUUCAUUUUAAAGUAUAGUUUUAAAAAUUAUUUUUCA
This is a messenger RNA of Jatropha curcas, 1982 nucleotides long. RefSeq lists its product as uncharacterized. Lineage: Eukaryota; Viridiplantae; Streptophyta; Magnoliopsida; Malpighiales; Euphorbiaceae. The record is from RefSeq and is a predicted model, not a curated record.